Molecule: messenger RNA, 5242 nt
Organism: Lutra lutra (Eurasian river otter)
Lineage: Eukaryota; Metazoa; Chordata; Mammalia; Carnivora; Mustelidae
Gene: PTPRE
Product: protein tyrosine phosphatase receptor type E
Biological process (GO): protein dephosphorylation
Molecular function (GO): protein tyrosine phosphatase activity
Source: RefSeq, a predicted model, not a curated record
GAGCCCGAGCGGGAGCGGAGGCGGCGGCGGGACCCGGCCGGACAAAUUUCCUGCUCGGCUGCGGGCGGCAGGAGGCGGCGCCAGCGGCGCCCGGACCCCGCGGCCUCCGCGCGUCCCCACCACCGUCCUUCGCGCCGGCGGGGACCCAGGGGCGCCCCGGAGGGCGGCGGGCGGGCGCCCGGGAGAUGCGGAGCCGCCGCGGCGGCGCGAUCGGCGCGACCGGACCGGCCCCCCCGAGAUUUGCCAUGGAGCCCUUCUGUCCGCUCCUGCUGGCCGGUGUUAGCUUGCCGCUCGCCAGGGCUCUCAAGGGCAACGAGACCACCGCGGCGGUCAGCAACUGGACCUCGACGACCUCAGGCCCUCCUGCCCGGGGCGCACCGCAGCCGCUGCUGGCCUGGCUUCUGUUACCUCUGAUGCUGCUCGUCCUCCUCCUGCUCCUCGCCGCCUACUUCUUCAGGUUCAGGAAGCAGAGGAAAGCCGUGGUCAGCGCCAAUGACAAGAAGAUGCCCAACGGGAUCCUGGAAGAACAAGAGCAACAAAGAGUGAUGCUUCUCAGCAGGUCCCCCUCCGGGCCCAAGAAGUACUUUCCCAUCCCCGUGGCGCACCUGGAGGAGGAGAUCCGAGUCCGCUCCGCAGAUGACUGCAAACGCUUUCGGGAGGAGUUCAAUUCGUUGCCAUCUGGACACAUACAAGGAACUUUUGAACAGGCCAAUAAGGAAGAAAACAGAGAAAAAAACAGAUACCCCAACAUCCUUCCCAAUGAUCAUUCCAGGGUGAUUUUGAGCCAGGUGGAUGGAACCCCGUGUUCAGAUUACAUUAAUGCUUCCUACAUAGAUGGUUACAAAGAGAAGAAUAAAUUCAUCGCCGCUCAAGGCCCCAAACAGGAGACAGUUAACGACUUCUGGAGAAUGAUCUGGGAGCAGAAGUCCGCCACCAUCGUCAUGUUGACGAACCUGAAAGAAAGGAAAGAGGAGAAGUGCUCGCAGUACUGGCCGGACCAGGGAUGCUGGACCUACGGGAACAUCCGUGUGUGCGUGGAGGACUGCGUGGUUCUGGUAGAUUACACUGUCCGGAAGUUCUGCAUACAGUCCCAGCUCCCCGAUGGCUGCAAAGCCCCACGGCUCGUCUCCCAGCUGCACUUCACCAGCUGGCCCGACUUCGGAGUGCCUUUCACCCCCAUCGGGAUGCUGAAGUUCCUGAAGAAAGUGAAGGCCCUCAACCCCGCCCAUGCCGGGCCCAUCGUGGUCCACUGUAGCGCUGGCGUGGGCCGGACAGGCACCUUCAUCGUGAUCGAUGCCAUGAUGGACAUGAUGCACAGCGAGCAGAAGGUCGAUGUCUUUGAAUUCGUGUCCAGAAUUCGCAACCAGCGCCCUCAGAUGGUGCAAACAGACAUGCAGUACAACACGUUCAUUUACCAAGCCUUACUGGAGUACUACCUCUACGGGGAUACCGAGCUGGACGUGUCCUCUCUGGAAAAGCACCUGCAGACCUUACACAGCACCGCCGCCCACUUUGACAAGAUCGUGGAGGAGGAGUUCCGGUACAAACUGACCAAUGUCCGGAUCAUGAAGGAGAACAUGAGGACGGGCAACCUGCCUGCGAACAUGAAGAAGGCCAGGGUCAUCCAGAUCAUCCCAUAUGACUUCAACCGGGUGAUCCUCUCCAUGAAGGGUCAGGAAUACACAGACUACAUCAACGCCUCAUUUAUAGAUGGCUACCGACAAAAGGACUACUUCAUCGCGACCCAGGGGCCGCUGGCGCACACAGUGGAGGACUUCUGGAGGAUGGUGUGGGAGUGGAAGUGCCACACCGUCGUGAUGCUGACGGAGGUCCAGGAGAGAGAGCAGGAUAAAUGCUAGUAUUGGCCGACAGAGGGCGCCGUGACUCAUGGCGAAAUAACAAUUGAAAUAAAAAGUGAUACGCUUUCGGAAGCCAUCAGCAUACGGGACUUCCUGGUCACCUUCAAUCAGCCCCUGGCCCACCAGGAGGAGCAGACCCGCGUGGUCCGCCAGUUCCACUUCCACGGCUGGCCCGAGAUCGGGAUUCCGGCCGAGGGCAAGGGCAUGAUCGACCUCAUCGCGGCUGUGCAGAAGCAGCAGCAGCAGACGGGCAACCACCCCAUCACUGUGCACUGCAGUGCUGGAGCCGGGCGAACAGGCACCUUCAUAGCGCUCAGCAACAUUCUGGAACGAGUAAAAGCCGAGGGCCUUUUAGACGUGUUCCAAGCUGUGAAGAGUUUGCGACUUCAGAGACCACAUAUGGUGCAAACCCUGGAACAGUAUGAAUUCUGCUACAAAGUGGUACAAGAUUUUAUUGAUAUAUUUUCUGAUUAUGCUAAUUUCAAAUGAAAAUUCCUGCCUUAAAAUAUUUUUUAAUUUAAUGGUCAGUAUAUUUUAUAAAAUCAUGUUAAUUAUUUCAUAGUUGACAUUAAUGCCCGUCCUAAUUUCUCUGUAUAUAUUUUGUUACGCUUUGAAGGCCACUUGCUGUAAAAACUGGAACCGUGUAUUAAGGUCAAGUAAUAUCCCAUAAAAUAUAUUUCUGCUAAUACCAGUAAAUAUGUUAAUUUUGCAUCAGAUGCAUCCCAUUGUUGAAUUUCACACGUGCAGCACUUCUAAAUGUUAAAAAUCUGAACAUGCAACGUGUGCUUACGCAGGAGAGAAAACAAAAGCCUGCGCUGUUAAGAAAGUGGUUGAGACUCAAGAAUCAGUUGAAAAUUCUCUUUCCUGACAACAUUUUUACAGUCCUGGGCAGUGGCAUUUGGGGGAAGGUGAAAUGUUCACGACGCUACACUGUAAAUAGGGAAUCCUGUGAAAUCCUCUGUUGGAACUCGUGUGCUUGAUUUUCACAUUUUAAAGAUCAAAGACUACAGCCUGAUGGCAGGUAUAGAACACGCUAGCGUCAUUGGUGGCUGCGGGGUGACACGUAGACAUGCAUCUACUCAAGGCCGGGUCCCUGCCGUCUUGGCCGGAAGAGGGGAGAUGUAGGCAUGGGUGGAAAGGUUCCCCCACGGCUCUGGGUCCAGCGAAACCAGCUCUCAAGCUGUGCUUCCACGUAGCCACUUGCCGUCUGUCUGUCUGGGUGUCUGACUCAGACGACCCCCUGAGAAUCCAACCGACUGCCUUUCUCAGCCUUGCCUCCCACUCUGCCCCCUCCCCCCGGCUGGUUUGAGCUCUCCCAGAGGCUCAGCACCAGCCACUUCCCAGUCCUCACGUUCAGAUAAAGCUGGACGGGCAACUCGCACAGCCGCAAGGAGCACAUGCUUGGGGAGAAAACCACAAGCAAUUACGCUUUCAACUUUCUGAGAAACAUUUUGGUAUUAAAAAAAAAAUCUUGUAAAAGCUAAGAUUGUUUGUAAGAAAAGAAAUCUUAAAAUCUAGAUUUAUACAGUUUUUAUUUAGAAGUCCCACUCCCCAAUAUUUAAAUAAAAGAAAAAGAGAAAUCCUUAAAUCUAAAAGCUAACUUAUUUUUGAAUGGAAAUACUACUGAGACCUUUGACACUGGUAGUAAUGAUCUCACUGCCGGACAGGAUCGGCUUGUGGGGCAAAAAAAGAGGGGGGGGGGAUGAAUGUAGAAAAGUUUAACUCAAUGACAGUGAUCUUUCUAUGCCAUUCGGGAGCAGAUGAGCACUAUAUAUAUAUAUAUAUAUAUAUAUAUAUAUAUAUAUAUAUUUAUUUAUGAAUGACACCUGCUCUAACUUACUAAAAGCAUUUAACAUGUACAUUUGGGGGUACUUUCUUUUCUUUUCUUUCUUUUUCUUUUUUUUCUUUUUUUGCUUUUUAAAAGAAAUAUAAAGGCCUUAUGUGACAUUUCCACUGAGAAGUGAUUGCCCCCUCCCAUUGCACUGUUCAUCCUGUGUCCAUCCCUGGUGUGUACCCUGCAGCUCCAGGGCUGGUUACCUGCUAACAGCAGCCUUGUCGUAAUCAAGCCUCCGCUGCUCCUCUGAGCCCCACCCUUGGGCAAGAGGAGGGACCCGCUGGAAGGGCACGAGCACAACUUGGUGACCACUGCCACCACCGCCGCCAGCCACAUCCCUGGGCCACGCACGCACUGCUGAAUGCAACCCUCUCUCUCCUUCCUGGUACAGUUAGAAUGCAUUAGGGUUAAGGAGGAAAAUGGAGGGAACUUCACAAGAUGCACCAGUUGGUCCCAUAUGUUUUCAUUGUUAAAAUCCCAAGUCCAAAGCCUUUCUUUGACUGAAGGAGAAGAGAGGGAACCAAGCUUUCAUUUAGCACCAAACCCUAGAAACGGAGUGGGCCAGUUGUGACGAAGGUGACUAAUAUUGUAUGUGAGGGUUUAAAGUCAAAGUCAAGGGAAUGGAUCUGGGUCUAAUUUAGGAACCCUCAUUAGAAUCUGACAGGCCUUUUAGUGGCCUGCCUGCCAUCUCUUGGAUGGAGAUUAAGAUCAACCUUAUCCAGGGUGCCCUCGGGAAAGUGCCCCAUGUGUGUGUUCUUCUCUUUCCCUUAUCCACUGCAGGCAUCCUGGCACCCACUGUGGCCCUUCCAAUUCUGGAGACAAAGCAGAAGCCGCGGUCCCUUGGAGGGACUUUGCCUUUCUGGGGGGUUGGGAAUUGCAGCCUCAUGGCCUCCGCCCAGCUCCCGCCCCCAGUCCAAGGCCCCCCAGUCUCUUUGGGCACUUGGGAACUGGCCAUGCUCUCUGCAUCAGCCAGGAAACUGACCUCUCCUUCCCCCUCGGUCAAAGUCGGUCCAUUGUACAUAACGAACAGCCCCUCCCCCCACAGCGCCGCCGCCGUCGCCGUCCUCCUUCCCUUCACGUUUUUGUAUGUUGCAUGCGGUUGCAUUCAAAUGCCAAAUAGCGAUUAGGAGCCUACCGUUCUGAUCGACAAGCUGUAUGGUCACUGUGUGACUCACUUUACUGUUUCUCUCCACGUGCUCAACGAAUGAAGAAUGCAUACCAGUGUUUUAAAAGGUAUUUUUAUGUGUUUUUAAAAACUUUUUAAAAUGAGCCUGACAUGUCUGUUUCAGCAUUCCGGGAAAUGCCCAUGUUAUUUUUAAAAUGUAUGAUUACUGAUACUUUUGUUUAACUCAGUUGUGUUUAAUUUAUGUGCAAUCUUUAUAAUGUAUGUAUGUAUUCCCCUUUCAACGAUCAUAUUUUCUUUUAUUACAUCUAUAAUUUGAUCUUGCUCUGAUUAUAAUGCCAGUGAAUGUUGCUGAAUUCUUUGUAUAUGCAAAUUGCAAGAUCUAAAACAUUCUGAUGCAAGGAUAAAUCUUUACUGUGACUUCCA